AUGCAUUACACGUCUCAUUCGAUGAGCUCAGCCGUUGGGUUCGAAUCAACCAAUGAAAAUGAGAAUCCAAGCCUGAAAAAGUACGGAUCUUCGAUCGCCAACUAUAAGGAUAAUGCCAAAACAAACAGGCAACAGAGUGUUCCACAUCAUCGUGUUGCCUUGAGUGAUGUUACUUCACAGAUCUCAAAUAGGCCCCUCCCUGUCUCUUCCAGUACAAUUUCACAAGAUUCUUUGGACCGUAUUAAGAAAGUGGGAAAUAUGGUCAGAAACGAAAACUAUUUUAUGCAAGACGAAGGCGAAGGUGUCACAAUCGAUGAAGAAGAGAAUGAUCUGCGGAGUCUCAGGGAAUCUCAAAGCGAUAGUGCUAUGCAGGUCGAGUUGCAGCGAGAGCAGGUUUCUUCAGUAGGGGAGGCUGAUGAGGGAGAUGAAGACGAAUAUAACGAAGUAGAGAGCGAAGAUGAAGUGAAAGAGCCGCUGUUUCCGGAAGUGACAACCAGAUCGCAAACCAUUCUAGAAGAAGCAUAUCAAAAAUAUCACCGAGAUACUGCUGAUCCAAUGGAUGAUGAUACAUAUGACGUGGUUAUGGUGGCAGAACUAAGUAAAGACAUUUUUGGAUACAUGAAAGAGUUAGAAAUGAAAUAUAGGCCGAAUCCUCAUUACAUGACUUCUCAACCAGAAUUGAAAUGGUCAUAUAGAAGUACGUUAAUCGAUUGGAUUGUACAGGUACAUUCCCGGUUCCAACUUCUGCCUGAAACUCUUUAUCUGACCAUUAAUAUCAUUGAUAGGUUUUUGUCAAAGAAGACUGUAACUCUGAAUAGAUUUCAGCUCGUGGGUGCGUCUGCGUUAUUUAUUGCUGCUAAAUAUGAAGAGAUAAACUGUCCAACUUUGAAAGAUAUUGUCUACAUGCUAGAUAAUGCAUACACACGAGAGGAUAUCAUUAAAGCAGAAAAAUAUAUGAUAGAUACGCUAGAAUUCGAAAUAGGUUGGCCAGGUCCAAUGUCGUUUCUAAGGAGAAUAAGCAAAGCAGACGAAUAUGAGUAUGAUAUCCGGACUUUGGCCAAAUAUUUACUGGAGACAACGAUAAUGGAUCCCAAGCUGGCAGCAGCGCCUCCAAGUUGGUUGGCAAGUGGUGCUUAUUUUUUAAGCAGAGUUAUUUUGGGCUCCAAUAAUUGGUCAAGCAAGCAUGUUUACUAUUCAGGCUACACACAAGAACAAAUCUUUACGCUGGCAACUGUAAUUUUGGAAAACUGUAGAUAUGCAGAAAGACGUCACCAGGCUAUAUUGAAAAAGUAUUCUGAACGCCGUCAACAUCGCUCAGCGCAAGUUGUAGCCAAAUGGAUAGCUUUGGCCGAAAAAAAAGUUGACCACACCACUGCAUGA
Molecule: messenger RNA, 1380 nt
Organism: Zygotorulaspora mrakii
Lineage: Eukaryota; Fungi; Ascomycota; Saccharomycetes; Saccharomycetales; Saccharomycetaceae
Gene: CLB3
Product: B-type cyclin CLB3
Exons: 1
Coding region: 1-1380 (459 amino acids)
Biological process (GO): mitotic cell cycle phase transition; regulation of cyclin-dependent protein serine/threonine kinase activity
Cellular component (GO): cytoplasm; cyclin-dependent protein kinase holoenzyme complex; nucleus
Molecular function (GO): cyclin-dependent protein serine/threonine kinase regulator activity
Source: RefSeq, a predicted model, not a curated record